Molecule: messenger RNA, 1748 nt
Organism: Hymenoscyphus albidus
Lineage: Eukaryota; Fungi; Ascomycota; Leotiomycetes; Helotiales; Helotiaceae
Source: the annotation of a GenBank genome assembly
AUGCCGGUAGUGUUCCCCCUCGCCCUCGGUCUGCAUAUCCUCGUAUGCCGGGCGUGAUUACAGUGGGACAGUGGAUGCAUGGAACUUGCAGAUGCUCUGUUUGUAGCUGCGCCGUAAUUCUACAGUGUAAGACUUACUAAGUAUAAAGUCCAAAUACACGGCGCAAUUUUGGGUUCGAAUAGUACUAACAAACUUGACAGUCGUAUUGUCAAUUUGUCCCGUCACGCAAUAAAAACAGCAUCCCACCUUGCAAUAACCUCGAACAUCGCUUACUGCAAGACGUUGCGUCGAUCCGAGAGAACGUUGAGCGCACCGCCAAACAGGGAAAACCACAAGAAAAUAUUGUAUUGAAGGGGCUUCCAACUCGAAGCCCUCAUGAUAGAAUAAACUUCUGGGGUUCAUUAGUAUACCUUGAGAAUGCAUGGCGAACAUUUCUGGGAGCUGAAGCUGCGCUAUCAGCAUACGGGAAUGACUACCAGACCACCUACGAUUUUUCGUCAAGGCAAAGUGUGUUUGGUUUGUGGUUGCUCUCCUUGGAAUUCCGCAUUCGUCGACUUCCGCUAGGAGGCAUUGGUUUGCAGUUUGUGGCCGGUAGUUUAACAGUGAAAAACAUCGUACCUGAGACCUCUCCUAUUAUGACUGCUUGUAAAAAAGGGGAAGUUGCUGUAGUCAGAAAUCUUUUUGAAACCCGCAAAGCCAGCCCAAAUGAUAUCACGCCGAUCAAUUCAACUCCUCUGAGGGUAAGCGAUCUUUCUCCACGAAUUCCAUGAUCGUUUUGCCUAUCAACUUGGGCGUGAUAGUUCGCGAUCGAAAGCGGUUCCAUAGAAUUAGUUCAAACGAUUUUAAGCACAGGUGCCGACAUAAAUACGCCUUUUGGUCAAAUGAUAACGUAGGCUCAUACAUUCAUUCCUAAGGGCCACCUACUGAUAUUUAUAAUCAGACACCCCCUCAGCCGGGCUUCCGCAAGCCGGCAAAUUGAAAUUGCCAGGCUUCUCAUCAAAAAGGGGGCUCAAGUAGAUCAUGUCAGCGCCAGAGGCUGGACGGCGGUAUUCUAUCUGUUCGGUUAUGAAUGGAUUCACGGGAACAAAGGGGAGUCUUGUAUUGAAUACUUGAACUUACUGUCAGCCGCUUCAUUUUCAGACUGUGAUGUUCAGGAUGUAGAUGGCUGGUCGGUUAUGGACAGAGCAGCUAGUUGGGGGACCGCAGAAGAUAUAGCAGCACUGGUAAAUCUCGGAGCUUCAGUACAAUUAUCUACGGUUAUUAAUUGGCUCCCAAUCAGAUGCGCAACAUGGUUCGGAAACAUCGACACACUUAAUGCUCUUUUGGAUAUCCGAGACAGAUCCCAUAUCAACCAACGAGACAAAAGAGGCUGGACAUUGCUUCACGAUGCAGCAGAUAUUGGAAGCUCAAAGCUAUUGGAACUCUUACUAAGCAAUGGAGCGGAUCCUCACUUAGUUACGUUUAAAAUGGCCAGUGGAGUGCCUCAUGACCUGAAGAAUAGAAGUCUUACGACCGGCGAUAUCGCAAAGCAACGGGGCCGAAAUGUCUGCGAUGCCUACAAGACUGCGCUGGGGAAUGCAGAAAUGGGUAUUUCCACCGUCGAGGCGCUGGAUGACAGCGGAUCCGAGGAUAUAUUUUGGGUGGCAGAGUCAGAAGCAGUUGAAGAUCUGGGCUUGAGUGACACUCGUUCAAGGUCAAGCCCAUCUCUCUUUCCCGUCUCUGACUUGCGAAUAAUCGGACUCCUUUAG